UUUGCAUCAUCUAUCCGUCCAUCCAGCCAAGGCAUCCAACGUUUUUCUUUCAAAACAAACUCAACUCAUCUGUAGCGAGCGCAGAUGGCUUUUCCCGCGCUAAGUUUUAAAAACUUGUAUCUUCAACCGUGGUUCCUGCAGUACGACGGUUAACAGCGCCUUCGACAACCCGACCUCGACACGAGAAAAGCAGUGAGUUUUCGCGUUUAAUUCUACGCAACGACGCCGUCCGUAGAGCUGUCAACGUUAGGCUUAUACCGAGAUUCAAAUGGGCGAUCUCGACAAUUUGGUCAGCAACACCCUUUCGGUGUUCGCCGACCUUCCAUUCGACCUUCUAGAUGCGGACUGGAUCAGCGCAGCAUGGGAAAACAAAUACACCGACGUCGCGCCGGCCGACGUCAACUUACUUGACUCGUGCGAGGGCAACGCGUACGCGCUCCUCGACGAACUCUCGAGCGCCUGCGACGUCUGUCAGAUGUGGUACCGCUUUUCGGGCCUCGACGAAACCGAGGACGCCAACACCGACGAGAAGCUGUGGAAGACUCUCAUGGACAACGGCGUCCACUACAAGGCCUUGCUGGGCUUGCUGUACACCGGCAUCAGUCACGGGAGUUCUUCAACCGCUAGCGUCGUGCACAAGAAGAUCGCCCUGCGGUUCGCCAAGUUGUACUUCAAUCUCGUCCUCGUUCCGGGCAGCAACGCGUACAGGAUUUUCCAGGAGAGCCUCUUUGAAAGAGCCAUCCAGACCUUGCGCCUUCCGAGCAAGAACUCUGUGGGUUCCCUGGACGGCGGUGGCAGCAGGAACGCUUCGCAAAUGACUGGAUCGCGGGGCUCGAAACACGCGGCUAAAAAGAAGGCGGUCAGUCAGCAAGAAAACCUGGACAUGGACGGUUCAGAUGGCGCUUCCGUCGUUCACGAAGUCCUCUCCGAGGAGGCACUCCUCGAGUUCCUUGGUUUCGUAACCGACGCGCUCAAGGACCUCGUCUGCAUGCUCCAGCAGUUCAGCUUGCGCCAGUACGGCGAAGCGACCGAGUCCAUGAUUCAGCAACUCUGCGAACUCACCCAGUUCGACAUCCCGGGUGCCAGUGUCUCUUUCAGCAUUGACCGGGUCCAAGACUACCGAAACUGGAACUACCGCUACCUCACGACCUUUGCCUACUGCGCGCUCAAGCUCCUCUGUCUUCCCCAACACGGGGAUCCGGGGGACAACUUUCGCUUCGCCGCCAAGAACCUGAUGCCCCACAUACUGAUGCUCUCUGCCGGCAAUGCACAGACCGUAGGCAAGCCCUUCACCAGUAUCCGGGACAACGCUGUUUCCUUCGUUACCCACGUUGCAAGCAAAUGCGAUGCCUCUCUACGAGAAAACUUUCAAGAGACCCUGCUCGUGCUGAUCCACAACUUGGCGUUCAGUGCCGUCGACCGGACCGACUUCCGGCUCAAGACUGGACAGGCCGUCCUGACCGUCAUGGGGGAGCUCGAAGACGAAAUGUUCCUGCGUGCGGUGCACUGGUUCACCAAGCUGGCGACGUCGCCGAUGAGCUCGCGGCGUGUUUUUGCGCUCGAGAUGAUCCUGCUGCUCAUCUGGGACCAGAGGGUGGUGGACAAGCGGUCUGAGCUCCUGCUGACCGCCAUGAAGCGCUGCAACGACAAGGUGGCCACGGUCAAGGCCAAGGCGCUGAGUGUGCUGGCGAGCGUGACGUCGGAGCGUGCCGAGUCCUGGGUGCCGCUGCUCAAGGUCUCCGGGGAGGUGGACCCCGAGGAAGAGGGUGCCGAGGGGCAGCAGGUGGCCGUUGAGGAUGACCGUCUAUCGCAGCUCAUGGAGGUGCUGAAGUACCGGGUGGAGGACCCCAAGGUGAAUGUGCGUAAGGCCGCGCUCUCUCUGCUCCAGAACGUGCUCUGCGCCAGCGCGGACUUCGCCAAGGAGGAGUACCUUGAGAUCCUGACGGAGAGUUGCCUGGACCCAACGGUGCUGGUGCGCAAGCAGGCCCUGCAGAGCCUGACUCGCUGCGUCCAGGCGCACCCGGAGAAGGAGUCCGUGCAGCGGCUGUGGCUCUCGGGGGCCCUGCCCCUGGUGCUGGAUCCAGAGAGUACGGUGCUGGAGAAGGCGGUGGAGACGGUGGAGGAGCUGGUGGUGGGGCCCCUGUGCCAGAGGGGGGACUGCCAGCUGGCCUGGAGCCUCUUGGGCCAGGUGGGACAAGCCAGGUUCAAAGACCACCACAAAUACCUGCAGCAGGCGGUGCUGCAGUUGCAUCGUUUGGGCAAGAUCAGGGUGUCGGAGCUGCACUCCCUGAAGCAGCACGUGGGGGGCCCCCACAACGCCUCGGUGUGGCUGCUACUAUCCAAGCUGACCCUGUGCUGCGACCUGGGCGAAGCCGGCUUCGUCCUCAACUACUGGGAGCAGCAGCAGCUGCGCCUGCUGGACGGCCAUGGCGACCCCCCCGGCAUGCCCGCGGCCUCCACCGACACCAUGAAGCACAUGUUCCAGGUCUUGCAGAAAGUGGCCCACCACCUGCCUACCAUGUCCCUCAGGAAGCUCAUAGGGGACCUUGAGCAGCGGCUGAGCCAGCUGAGCCUGCCCGUGGCAGUGAUGUCCCGGGCGGUGGACUGCCUGCACAGCGUCAGCCUAACGGUCCACAAGGAGCGUCCCGAGCUGGGAGAGAGGGCGGUCCAGAACUGGUGCAAGCAGAUGAUUGAGAAGUGCCACUCGUACCUGUCGCUGGUGAUCGUGGACGGCAAGGGCAAGGAGGAGGAGGGAGACCCUGAGGAGCAGCUGGUGCGGCACCUGGAGCUCCUGGUGCAGGCGUCCAAGUUGGUGCCCCGGGCGCUCACUGCACAGACGCACCACCUGGUGCUCACCUGCUUGACCGCCCCCCUCCAGGGGAGCCCAGAGGAAGCAGCGACCAAUGCCAGGGGCCACCGCAGGUCCAAGGGCAAGACGAUGGAGGACGAGUUCCGCACGACGCCCCGCCUGCGUGCCACGGCAGUGGUAGUGCUUGGCAUGCUGAGCCUGCAGAACGAGGGCCUGGCCAAGAAGGUGGUGCCGGCUAUAGGCCAAGCGCUAAGCACCAGCAGCGACCCCCUGGUGCGCGCCAAUGCGGUGGUGGCCCUGACGGACCUGUGCAAGCGCUACGCCGUCCUCGUGGACCCGUACCUGCCAGCGGUGACGCGCUGCCUCAAGGACCCCCAGGAGAGCGUGCGGCACCUGGUGCUCGUCUGCCUGCUGCGUCUGCUUCAACAGGACUUUGUCAAGCUGCAGGGUCGCGUCUUCUACCGCUUGCUCGCCUGCCUGGCGGACGAGAGCCCCGCGGUGCGCGAGCUGGCCGAGUUCGGCCUGGUGGACCGGGUGUGCAAGCGCUUUCCACAUGUUUUCUACCAGCGCUUCGUGGAGUGCCUGUGCUACUUCAACCAGUACCGGGGCGUGACCGGGCAGGCGGCCUCGUCAGCCCAGGAGAGCGUGAUCGAAUCGCGGGAGCAGGACCAGCACCUGUUCUCGCUGGAGGGGCCCCGCCACCGGGAGCGUCGCAUGGGCAUCUACCGCUUCCUGCUGCAGAACAUGGCCGACGAGGACCGCUUCAAGCUCAACCUGGCCAUCACCCAGAACGUGCUGGGCCCGUGUGUGGAGGAGGGACAGGAGGGCGUGGACACCCUCUGUCCAGGGAUGCUACAGGACGCCCUGCAGGUGCUGUGCUGCGAGGAAAUCAAGCUGCAGUCGAUCGUGGGCGCGGAGGAGGCGGCCGCGGACGAAGAGCCCGCCCAGGCGCUUCUGAUCACGACCCGCAAGACCCUGCUGAGCAACCUGGUCAAGGUCAGCCUGGUGGAAAACGUGGUGCCUGUGGUGCUGGCGCUCAAGCACAAGCUGGAGGCCGCCCGCUCCCCGCUCCUGCGCGCCCUCCUACUCUUCCUCCGCGAGCUCAUGCGCGACUACAAGAACGAGGUCAAGGACAUCCUGGCGCACGACCGCAAGACGGCCAGCGAGGUGGCUUUCGACCUCAAGCACCUGGAGCAGGAGGAAGAGGAGGAGACCCAGAGGGCAAGGGUGGGAGGGGCGACCCCCCGGACCCCCGCCUGCACGGCCAACCCCGCCCUCAGGGCCGUGCUGGACAGUGCCCGCAAGCUCAGGGAAGAGGCCAGCAAGCGCCAGUCCAUCGUGGCGGUGCCCGGACGCGCGCCGGACGACGUGGACGGAGCAGCGGCUCCGGCGGAGCGGCUCGGAGAGGAGGCGGAACAGCCGCCCGAAGGUCCGGCCGCAAGGGUAGUCUCGCCCAGUGAGACGCCAAAAGGACGGAAGAAGAAAGCGAAUGCGGCGAGCCCGACGGGGAAACAACGGUCCUCCGAAGGCCCUGCCGCGAGAGGCACGACGUCGAGCGCUCGGCGUGGAGCAUCCGCCGGUCAGACCUCGUCAACAAAAAAGAGAAGGAAGCGUGCCGAAAAACAACCCGAGGAAGAGCUCGAACAAGCUGAGACUUCGCCUGACGGUUCGGAGCGCCUCCAGAGCGUCGAGGAGGGCACCUGUGGCAGUCCGGCCGGUUCGGAGAGUCACGAGCCUCCAGUCUCGCCGAGCGAAAGUUCCGCCGACGAAGCGCCAAAGAAAAAGAGGAAAAACAAGAAAAAGAAAAACGAAGCCAAACGUGUGCCGCAAGAGACGAUUGCCGCGGAACCUGUGGCGUCGACGGACAGCUGCGGCCGGCCGGAAAGCGGUGGCACCGUACCGUCGGCUGCCUCCGAAAGUAUUCGCACUCCGCCUCGCUCCAGGGGAAGCAGGUCAGUCACACCGGGCGGCGUGCGGAGCUCCUGCAGGCUGCCGUCUCCGAGGAGGAAGUUCCCCAUCGAGAUGGACUUUGUGGCCACCCCUCUUGCUCCAAGAACCGCGUCGCCGUCCGGCAGCCCUCCUAAAGACGGUGCCGCCGCAGCAGCUACUGCGAGGGAGACGUUCAAGAGACCAGCUGCGGUCGGUCGACACGCGGUUCAGCAGAAGGUCUCCACCAGCACGCCUCUGGGCGAGCCCGGCAAAAAGAUUUGCGUGUCCCCGGAUGUCAGCAUGAUAGAGUGAACACAGCCACUUGCUCGAAAGAGAGCUGGGAAAAGUUUCUGGCGACGGGUACCAACCUGCGCCUCAACUGUUGUGCAAAGACGUCUUUCCAGUUGUAUAUUAUAUUUUACUAAAUAGUUUCUUUACCGGCGUUUUUUUUUAAACUAACCUGUAUUUAUUCGGCUACAGACCCAUAAACACCCAUUUCUCGGUAA
Messenger RNA from Ixodes scapularis (black-legged tick), 5244 nucleotides. RefSeq names its product condensin-2 complex subunit D3. Gene Ontology annotation, biological process: meiotic chromosome condensation; mitotic chromosome condensation. The record is from RefSeq and is a predicted model, not a curated record. Lineage: Eukaryota; Metazoa; Arthropoda; Arachnida; Ixodida; Ixodidae. The transcript has 7 exons. The coding region runs from base 269 to 5050 and encodes 1593 amino acids. Gene Ontology annotation, cellular component: condensed chromosome, centromeric region. Gene Ontology annotation, molecular function: histone binding.